AUGGCGGACGCGUCGCCUUUCAGCUUGGCAUCAUCGAUCUCCUGCCACGCGUGGAAUGGCAACAUGGUGGCCGUCAGCCCGCGAACAUCGGAGCUGUGGAUAUUCAAGGCUAAUAUCGCGGAUGAUGAGAAACAGUGGGAGAAGCUACACACGCUGUCCAAGCACGAGGACCUGAUAUCAGGCGUGGACUGGGGCGCCAAGAAGAACCGCAUUGUCACUUGCUCACACGACCGCAACUCGUACGUGUGGAACUGGGUGGAGGGGGAGUGGAGAGCGGCACUGGUCAUUCUGAGACUCAACAGGGCGGCUCUCUGUGUUGCAUGGAGUCCCCAAGAGAACAAGUUUGCAGUGGGGAGUGGGUCCAAGACUGUCAGCGUGUGCUACUACGAUGACGAGAACAGCUGGUGGGUGAGCAAGGUGAUUCGCAAGAAGCAUGCCUCUUCAGUCACCAGCGUUGCCUGGCACCCAAACAAUCUUCUACUCGCAACCACAUGCACAGACAACAAGUGCCGGAUAUUCUCAGCAACAAUUAAAGGGGUUGAUUCAAAAAGUGCGGAGAGCUCUUCCUCUGGUGGAUUCUCAGGGAAGUUUGGCGAGCAACUUCUGCAGCUUGACUUGGCAUUCGGGUGGACGUUUGGGGCCAGGUGGUCGCCUUCAGGGGCCAACCUCGCCUUUGUUGGCCAUGACUCCACCAUCCAUUUCAUCAAUGACGUUGGCCCCUCCCUCACCCUCCACUCCAUCUCCCUGCGAUACCUCCCGCUGCGAGACGUUCUCUUCCUCUCUGAUCGCCUGCUGGUGGCAGCUGGUUUUGACUACAACCCCAUUCUCUUCAGUGCCGAUGCCAAUGGCACUUGGACGUUUGUGAGAGUAUUGGAUGGAUCCGAGGAGCCCUCUGGCACGGCCACUGGUGCGGCUCUCUCUGCGAAGGACACGUUCGGUCGGUCGAUGGAGCGAGGCAAUUCUCUCCGCUCCUCCCUGAACGACGCUGCUCCCAACGCCCCCUCCAUUCCCGACUCGGAGCUCUCUAAAGGACCCAGCACUGUUCACCAGGACUGCAUCACCUGCAUUCGACCAUUGGGAUCAGCAGACGAUUCAAUCAUUCAGCAAUUCUCGACAUCAGGCCUAGAUGGGAAAGUGGUGUUAGGGAAGGCGAAGGCGAAGGCGAAGGUGUCAGAGCAGCCGCUUAAGUACGUCGGUACGACGGACCCGAUCGCCGCAGCGCGACACGUGAAGUGGGCUCGAGUGGCGUUCUUCGUCGCUGUUGGAAUCGAUAUUGCCUUCACUCUUGUAAAUAAGGAGAAGGAGAAGGAGGAAGAGGAGGAGGAUGAGGAGGAGGAGAAGAAGCACGAGGUGAUAUCGUGGAAGAAGGAGGAGGAGGACCAGGGCUUUAAGGAGUGGAUGAGCAAUGUGUCGUCCAAGGACGUGACGGUCUUCGUCUCCUUCCUCCUCUGCACCUUCUUCCAGGUGUAUGUGGGCGCCAAGUGCGUCAACUUCGCCUUCCCCAGCGAGUUCCUGCAGGGCUGGCUGAUGGGGUCGGCCAUCAUCUGGAUCAACGCCGAGUCCACCCUCCUCGGCAACCUCUCCGAGUGCAGCGGUGUGCUUGGGCGGGCUCUGGCACUAAAGGACAAGGCGGAGCAUGCGCAUGGGCAUGGGCAUGGGCAUGGGCAUGGGCAUGGGCAUGGGCACGGGGCGAGUAGGAGAUCUUCUGAAGGGGAGAGUGGAGGCGGAUUGGAGGUCACGACCUCUGCUGCCGGCUCACGCGGCGCUACCAGUGGGACAAAGAAGACGACUCGUGGGCCCAGCAGCAAGCAGCAGGGGCAGGAGGAGGCGCUAGACGAGACAGCUCUUAGAGGGGACAAGGGAAUCCGUUUUGAGAAGGUUCUCACCCCCCGGCAGUACCUGCUGCGCUCCAUCGGCCUCGCCUACAAGGAGCUGCCCCUUAUAGUCACGGGCUUCACCUGCCUUGCUGUCACGUCGGGGGCGGGGCUGCUCAUCCCCACCUACCAGGGUCGCAUUGUGGACGAUGUGAAGGACGGGCACGUGGAUAAAGCCCAGUUCCAUCGGGACGUCCUAGCGAUGGCGCUCUGCUCGCUCAUCACCGGCAUCUUCGGCGGCCUGCGCGGCCUCUGCUUCUCCGUGGUCGGCAAGCGCGUGCUCAAAACCCUCCAGGACAAACUCUUCGAGGGCGUGAUCAUCCAAGACAUCGCGUAUUUCGACUCGACAACCACCGGAGAGCUGACUUCUAGGUUGACCAAUGACGUGGCGGCGAUGAGUGAGCCAAUCAACUGGCAGCUGUCGGCGCUGGUGCGGAAUCUGGCGUCGCUGGUGGGCGGCGUGCUGCUGUGCUUUGUGACUUCGUGGAAGCUCAGCAUUCUGGCGUUUACGACCAUGGCGCCCAUUCUGCACAUCACGGCUGUUUACUCGCGCUGGUCGAGAGAUUUGAACAGGAAGCGAUACGCGGUGCUAGCAGAGGCGAACAGUGCAGCAUCGGAGGCCUUGAGCAAUAUCCGCACAGUGCGGGCAUUCUCAACAGAGGGGGUGGAGAGGGAGCGGUACGAGAGCAAGACCAUGGCAGCCAUGGCAAAGGGCGUGAGGGACGCCCUUGCCUACUCCGGCGCCGUCGCCAUCAACAACUGGCUCGACCUGGGGGCGUCCGUGCUCAUCCUCUGGUACGGAGGGGUGUUGGUGAUGGAGGGGCACAUGCGCCUGGGCCAGCUCAUCGCCUUUCAGCUCUACUGGAACCUCAUCCAGUCGGGGUAUCAGAGCAUCAUGUCUGUACUCAUGUCCCUCACCAAGGCCUCUGGCGCCGCUCAGCGAGUGCUCUCCCUCAUCGACUCGCUGCCAGAUAUUGACCCUGAUGCGGGCACCAAGGUGUCAACACUGCAGGGAUCCAUCCGCAUGGAGGAUGUUCACUUCCACUACCAGAUGCGCCCAGACCACCCCGUGCUCAAAGGAGUAUCCCUCCACGUGGAUCCAGGCCAAGUGCUCGCCCUGGUGGGUCGCAGCGGGGGAGGCAAGUCAACCGUGGUGCAUCUGCUCAUGCGCUUCUACGAUCCUGUCCAAGGCCGCAUCGUGAUGGACGGCCGAGAUCUGCGCGAGCUGAAUCUACGGUCGGUGCACGCGCACAUGGGGCUGGUGGCGCAGGACACGCAGAUGUGGGCAUGCAGCAUCGAGGAGAAUAUCGCGUAUGGCUUGCCUUCCUACACUCGAGCCGAAGUGGAGGAGGCUGCCAACAUCGAGGAGAAUAUCGCGUAUGGCUUGCCUUCCUACACUCGAGCCGAAGUGGAGGAGGCUGCCAAGCACGCCAACGCACACGAUUUCAUCACCAAGUUCCCCGAGGGUUACGCUACACGCGUGGGAGAGAGGGGAGUGCGACUCUCAGGCGGUCAGAGGCAGCGCAUAGCCAUUGCCCGGAUGCUGCUGCGCCGUCCGCGCGUGCUCCUAUUGGACGAGGCCACGUCAGCGUUGGACGCGGAGAGUGAGGCGCUGGUGCAGGGCGCGCUGGACCGGCUGAUCGCGGAGGGCGGGCGCACCAUCGUGCUCGUGGCUCACCGGCUGUCCACCGUGCGCAAUGCUGACAGCAUCUGCGUGCUGGAAGGGGGGCGGGUCGCUGAGCAUGGCACGCAUGAGCAGCUGCUGGAAAUUCCGAAUGGAGUCUACGAGAGAUUAGUACGACGGCAGCUAAGCAAGGCAGCCAACACCCUUGGGGGAAUCGAGUCGUCAGCAGCAGCAGCCGACAAGCAUGAUCGCAUUGACAAUUUGAUAGAGGAAGUGCACUGA
This is a messenger RNA of Closterium sp. Naga37s-1, 3780 nucleotides long. The record is from the annotation of a GenBank genome assembly. NCBI's taxonomy places the organism in Eukaryota, Viridiplantae, Streptophyta, Zygnematophyceae, Desmidiales, Closteriaceae.